AAGAGAGAGCCACAGGGAGGGGCCCUCAGAGAUUCCACAGUCUUUGUCUGGAGGAGCACGCAAACAGAAAUCUCUGCCUUUCUUGUAGCCUGUUUUCAAGUCUGGAAGAAGCGAGUGAAAAAGUGCCGUCAUCAUGGAUACCUUUAAUACGGUGAUGAACUUCUUCAUGAAUCAGCGGACCACCAUUGGCUACAGCUUUAUGGCUGCCCUGACCAUCGGUGGGGAGCGCAUCUUCUCCAUGGUCUCAUUCCAAUGUCCUUGCAACUACAGCCAGAACCUAGUCUAUGGGCUCUCCUUCCUGCUGGGUCCCGCGAUCGUGCUGAUGGUGCUGGGCCUCUUCCUCAGCGGGCGUCUCUGGAGACUGUUCACGGGCUGCUGCAUGAACCCGCGCAAAAUGUGCCCACGGGGCGACUACCUGGGCUGCACAUCUGCCCUGCUGAAGGUGUUGUGUAACGCGGCGGUGGCACCCAUCAUGUGGCUCUGCGUCGCCCUGCUCAAUGGGACCUUCUAUGAAUGCGCCGUCAGCGGAGUGGAAGACAGCCUGGUGUUGGAUCUCUUCUGCAAGAACAAGACCAAGCUGUGUCGCGAGGAGCUGGCGCGAGUGCCCUGCAAGAAGUCCCGUCUAUCCCCUGACGACAACAUGGAACUGCUGCUCAUGCUCCGUGCUCAGUCCCAGAUCCUGGGAUGGUGCAUCAUCCUGACCGCAGCCACCUUGGGCCUGAUUGGCACGUGCUACAGGAACUGCCGCUCCCAGGUGAGCUACCUGCAGCUCACCUUCUGGAGGAAGUACAUGGACAAAGAGAAGCAGCAGUUCGAAACCUUCGCCAACGAAUACGCCGGAAAGCUGGCCGAGCGGAACCUCAAGAGCUUCUUUGAGAACCGUGACCCCGACGCAUUCCCCUUCCCCAACCACAAGGCCUGGGAGGAGAUCUCGUCCCUGUACACCUUCUCCCAGAGCGAGCAGUGCUACAGCACUCUGCAGCGCUACGUGGAACGCGCCGACCGCGACUACAGCCCGGAGAAGAGGCCUGUGCUGGAGGAGCACGAUGGCGUGGAGGCAAUGUAGGUCAAGGACAGCUGACAAGGUACGCAUGCUUCGUCCGCCCGAGGUACGAACUCUGAAAAGCAAAAAUAUGUGAUAUUUUUUUAAACCGAGAUGUUUGUUAUUCAACCAACAUUUCAAAUUCCUAGUUUUAAUAUCAUUAAAAUGGCAUCACAUAUUUUUACAUGUGGAAAGGUAGUCGGCAGCAGUACCUACUCCACGCGUGCAAUCAUAAGUGCUACUCCUUGAGCUGUUAGAAAGACAAACUCCCUGGAAAUCCGGUCUCUCGGUGAAGCGCUUCAACCAACGUACGUCUCCCAAAGGACAGUGGAGAUUGAGGGAAGACCUUCUCCUGGACCCUGCGAGUUCAGAGACCUUUUCUAAUCUGCCGCAAGAAUACCCAUCUAUAACAUUCCUAGCAAAUAAGGUGCUGUAAAAAAUCCCCAUGCAGUUUACAAUCUCACGCGGUUAUCUUUGACCGCGUAGUAGCUGUGGCCGUAGUGGAGCAGUAUGCAGAUGGUCCUCACGAUUGCAUUUGCAUUGCAGCAGAAAGACUGAUACCAGAAGCACGGCGUGCACCGUGUUACAGCGCUGCGGAAGCGCAGUAACCGUAUGGCGAUACGACGUGCAUUUGAAGUGAAAACUUAAGGCCGAUUAACAUUCCAGACCCGGUGAAUUAAAUUUUUCGCUUGGUCUGUCUGUGUGUGUUUCUUUACGAAUAAAAGCAUUUUUUCUUGAA
Molecule: messenger RNA, 1781 nt
Organism: Scleropages formosus (Asian bonytongue)
Lineage: Eukaryota; Metazoa; Chordata; Actinopteri; Osteoglossiformes; Osteoglossidae
Gene: calhm5.1
Product: calcium homeostasis modulator family member 5, tandem duplicate 1
Exons: 2
Coding region: 134-1066 (310 amino acids)
Cellular component (GO): plasma membrane
Molecular function (GO): monoatomic cation channel activity
Source: RefSeq, a predicted model, not a curated record